CCUGAGGCCCCGGUGAUGGGGGCAGAGCAGUGCCGGGGGCUGGCGCAGAACUGGAGCGCGGGGACCCUCCCCGCCAGGCGGGACCAGGACUGGAUCCUGAGGCAGCUGAAGCUGGUGCAGAGCUGCCCCUGGGUGCACAAUGCCAGCGCCCUGGGGCAGUACCGGCAGCAGCUGGGGGCUGCUUGUAACGCUUCAGCCGACCUUGGGUGUGACCCACAACACACCCCGCUGCCGGCUCCCGAUCGUCUCGACGCCGAGCGGCGCAGAAGCACCCCGGUGAAGGAGGAGCUGCUGAGAUGCUGCCGCAGGUCCCCUCCCCCGCAGGGCUCCCCGUUUCAGGGCGCCCCCUACGAGUGCUGCGCCGUAGUGGGGAACGGGGGGAUCCUUCGUGACAGCGGCUGUGGCCCCGAGAUCGACCGCGCCCAGUUCGUCAUCAGGUUCAACCUGCCCCCCCUGAGCUUCGCCGCCGACGUGGGCACCAAAUCGAGCAUCGUCACCAUGAACCCCAGCAUCCUGCACGCCCGGUUCCGGGGUCUGGGCCGCUGGCGCCGUCCCUUCGCGGAGGCGGUGGGUGCCUACGGGGCCGCGCUGCUCCUCGUCCCGGCCUUCAGCUUCGCCGCCUACACUGCGGUCUCGUUCCAGGCACUCUACACCCUGGAGGACUUUGGCUCCCCGGCCCGCACCCUCUUCAUGAACCCCGAGUACCUGGCACGGCUGGACGGGCACUGGCGCUCCCAUGGCCUGCGCCCCAACCGCCUCUCCUCCGGCUUCAUGCUGGUGAGCUCCGCCCUGGAGAUGUGCCGGCACCUCACCCUCUACGGCUUCUGGCCCUUCCCCAGCGACCCCGAGGCGCGGCCCCUGCCCCACCACUACUACGACAACCAGCCCCCCAGGUCGGGCGUUCACGCCAUGCCCGAGGAGUUCACCCGCUACCUGGGCAUGCACCUGCAGGGCGCGCUGCGGCUGCAUCUGGGGCGCUGCCCGUGA
This is a messenger RNA of Chelonoidis abingdonii (Abingdon island giant tortoise), 987 nucleotides long. RefSeq names its product alpha-2,8-sialyltransferase 8E-like. The record is from RefSeq and is a predicted model, not a curated record. Gene Ontology annotation, biological process: oligosaccharide metabolic process; N-glycan processing. Gene Ontology annotation, molecular function: alpha-N-acetylneuraminate alpha-2,8-sialyltransferase activity. Lineage: Eukaryota; Metazoa; Chordata; Testudines; Testudinidae.